CAGUCGCGCUGUAUGUACAUCAAGCAGGUUGUCGAGUCUUACAAAGGGAGCCGGGGCCACGGCGGAGGGAGAACCCGGGUCAGUGCUAAACAUGGGCGGCCCCACACCCUCGCUCUUGCUGCUGGUAACUUUGCUCCGAGUACAAUGCAGCUCAAAAGCUCCGCUUACCCUGACCUGUGCAGCAGAUGAGUUCAGGUGCGUUGGCGAUGGUGAGUGUAUUCCCCCCAGCUGGGUGUGUGACGGUGAAGACGAUUGUGAUGAUGGAUCUGAUGAGCGUCAGCAUUGCCCUUCGAAGAGUUGCUCCAGUCAGCAGUUUACCUGUACCAAUGGCGAAUGUAUCCCAAAAGAAUACAGAUGUGACCACGUUAAUGACUGCAGUGAUGGACUUGAUGAAACAGGAUGCCAUUACCCACCUUGCAUCCAAAUGGACUGUGCAAAUGGUGCAUGUUACAAUUCCAGCCAGCAUUGUGAUGGAAUGCUGAACUGCAGAGACGGAUCAGACGAGACCAAUUGCACUCACAAAUGCAGCAGCGGGUACUAUCAGUGUGCCAACGAAGAAUGUAUUCCACGACUAUUUGUAUGUGACCACGACGAUGACUGCGGGGAUCGGAGCGACGAGCAGACAUGCGCUUACCCUGCAUGCUCUGGAGACUACUUCAGCUGCCCCAGUGGCCACUGCAUUCAUCAGUACUGGCUGUGCGAUGGGGACGAUGACUGUGGAGACAAUGCUGAUGAAAGAGGCUGUGAGAGAGGGGAACUGCAAGAGUGCUCGCCCCGGCAGUGGAUUUGUCCUGGUACUCGACACUGUAUCUCCCUCAACAAGCUGUGUGAUGGCACCCAGGACUGCUCCGAAGGGGGAGAUGAGACUAACUCCACGACCGGAAAUAACUGCAGUGUACGUAACUGCGCUGCUCUAAGCUGUGAGUAUCACUGUCGUUCAUCCCCAUCAGGCGGGAUCUGCUUCUGCCCCUCAGGGUACAUCCUGGGCACUGAUGGCCGCUCCUGUGUUGACUUUGACGAGUGCAAUGUUUGGGGGGCUUGUGACCAACUAUGUGAGAGCAAGGUUGGAGCCUAUUCGUGCGCCUGUGUGCAAGGUUACGUCUUGGAACACCACAAGCACUGCCGAGCUAACGCUUCAUCUGGAAUUCCAUCCAUCAUCUUCUCCAAUGGUCGUGACCUGCUGAUUGGCAACAUCCACGGGCGGGACACGCGGAUCCUUGUGGAAUCUCACAACCGCGGUAUUGCUGUCGGUGUGGAUUUCCACUACAAUCUGGGCAAGAUCUUCUGGACAGAUACCAUUCAAAAUAAGGUUUUCUCUGUCAAUCUCGACGGCACUAGUAUUCGGGAAAUCUUGAACGUGUCCAUUGACACUCCGGAAAACCUCGCUGUGGACUGGGUGAACGAUAAAUUGUACGUGGUGGAGACAAGCAUCAACCGCAUUGAGCUCACUGAUCUGGAUGGAGGGAACCGUAUCACCUUAAUUGGAGAAAACCUGGGCAGGCCACGAGGCAUUGCUCUCGAUCCCACUGUCGGUUAUUUAUUCUUCUCUGACUGGAACGAUGCCUCUGGUGCCCCGAAGCUGGAGAGAGCUUUCAUGGACGGGAGCCACCGUUUUGAAGUGGUCAAGUCCAAGCUGGGUUGGCCGGCUGGGAUAAGCUUGGACCUGAUUACCAAACGCCUCUACUGGGUUGACAGUCGCUACGACUACAUUGAAACUGUAACAUACGAUGGACUGGAAAGGAAAACUGUAGUGAGUGGAGGUCGGUCAGUUCCCCACCCUUACGGAAUAGCGAAUUUUGAAGAUAAAUUAUUUUAUACUGACUGGACGAAGAUGGCUGUUAUAAGAGUCAAUAAGUCUGCAGACAACAACCCACAAGUCAUCUAUCAGUCUCCACUGAAGCCCUAUGGAGUGACUGUGUAUCAUGCAUUCAGACAGCCCUUUGUGAAGAAUCCAUGCGGCAGUAACAAUGGUGGGUGUGAACACAUUUGUAUCCUCAGCCAUGGGAUGGAUAAUCAGGGCCUGGGCUAUCGCUGCAGGUGCAAGCUGGGGUUCGAUCUCUACCACGACCAGAAACACUGCUACCCGGUGACCCAGUUCCUGCUGUUCUCGUCACAGCUGUCGGUCCGAGGAAUUCCCUUCAACAUCUCCACCCAGGAAGAUAUCAUCCUCCCCGUGACAGGGAAUCCUUCUUACUUUGUGGGAAUUGACUUCGAAGCGGUGGAGCGGACUAUAUUUUUUUCUGAUACCAGGAAUGACCUGAUUUGUAAGCAGAAAAUUGAUGGAACAGGUCGGGAGGUUCUCGUGGCCAGCAGGGUGGACGGAGUGGAGGAUCUGGCAUUUGACUGGAUCUCCAGGAACCUUUACUGGACGGACACGCGCCACAGCACCAUCUCCGUGCUGCGCUUGGCCGAUAACUCGCGGAGAACAAUCGUCAAGAACCUGAACAACCCCCGCUCGAUCGUGGUCCAUCCAAUUGUGGGGUACAUCUUCUGGACAGACUGGUACCGGCCUGCUAAGGUGAUGAGAGCCUGGUGUGAUGGGUCCAAUGCCGAGCCCAUAGUCAAUUCCACGCUUGGCUGGCCAAAUGGUCUCGCCAUAGACUGGAGUUAUUUACGUCUCUAUUGGGUGGAUGCCUUUUUUGACAAAAUUGAGCACAGUUCCUUCGACGGUCUGAAUCGACAGACCCUUGGUCAAAUCAGCCAAAUGUCUCAUCCUUUUGGGCUCACCAUAUUUGGCGAUCACGUGUACUUCACUGACUGGAGACUGAAUGGAAUUGUCCGCUUGCAUAAAGUCGAUGGCGGUGGGAUGACUAUUAUCAGAAGAGGUAUCGACAACAUCAUGCACGUGAAAUCCUUUGAUGCCACUGUGCAGACCGGAUCCAACUCCUGUAACAAGCCGACAAACCCCAACGGGGACUGUAGCCAUUUCUGCUUCCCGAUCCCCAAUUUUCAGAGAGUGUGUGGCUGUCCGUAUGGAAUGAAACGAGACUCCAACAACCUGAACUGUGUGGAAGACCCGUCUAGUGAGGUGUCCACGCAGCAGUGUGCCAUCUUUUCCUUCACCUGUGCCAAUGGGAAGUGCGUGCCCGAUUACAACCACUGCGAUGGGGUGAAUGACUGUCAUGACAACAGCGAUGAAGCCAACUGUGGAACGUUGAAUACCACGUGCUCUUCAGCUGCAUUUACGUGCUCAAGCCACCAAUGCAUCCCAAUUGUUUGGAGGUGUGAUGGACAAAAGGACUGCUUCGAUGCAAGUGACGAGCAGGAGUGUCCGACCAGCAGUCCCGCCAGCUGUUCCGCGAGCUAUUUUACCUGCACCAACUCCUACUGCAUCCCCACAAGAUGGGUCUGCGAUACAGACAACGACUGCGGAGAUGGCUCCGAUGAGCUGAGCUGCAAUUUCACAAGUUCGUGCCCGCCUGAACAGUUCCUGUGCCCAGAACAUCGGUGCAUCGACCCAUCGUACGUCUGUGAUGGAGACAAGGACUGCCUGGAUGGACUGGACGAACAAGGAUGCGUGUACAACUGCACCUCAUACGAGUUUAAAUGUACAAGCGGGGAGCAGUGCAUCAGCAUCUUCUACUACUGUGAUGGCAUUUUUGAUUGCGUCGAUCAAUCUGACGAGGCAGGAUGUCCCACUCGGCCUCCGGGUAUGUGCCACCAGAGUGAGUUCCAGUGCCAGGGUGACGGGACGUGCCUCCCCUCCAACUGGGAGUGUGACGGUCACGCCGACUGCACCGACGCCUCGGAUGAACACCCAGGCUGCUUGCCCAGGAACUGCUCCCUCAGCCACUACCGCUGCGACAACGGCAACUGCGUGCCCAGGGACUGGCUGUGCGACGGCGACAACGACUGCAGGGACAUGAGCGAUGAGAGAGACUGCCCCACACAGCCCUUCCAGUGCAUCAGCCCCCUGUGGCAGUGCCCCGGCCUCAGCCUCUGCCUCAGCCUGGAGAAGAUCUGCGACCGCAAUCCCGACUGUCCCAACGGCGCCGAUGAAUCUCCACUCUGCAGUACAGACAGCUGUGAUGUGAGCAAUGCUGGCUGCACACACGGAUGCUUUGAGGGACCCUUUGGUGCUCAGUGUACUUGUCCAAGUGGCUACCAGCUAGCAAACGACUCCAAGACAUGUGAGGAUGUGGAUGAGUGUAGCCUGCCAGGAACCUGUAGCCAGAUGUGUUACAACCAGAGAGGCUCCUUCAGGUGCACCUGCGACCAAGGCUACGGGCUCGAAGUUGACCAAAGCACCUGCAAAGUUUCAGAGGGAUCAGAUAUGCAGUUGAUGGUGGCAAGUCGAGGACAGAUAGUCUCGGAGAACAUCAAUGUGAGGCCGUACCAGAUUCAAAGCGUGAUCCGUGAAGGGAGAAAUAUCGUGGCGAUUGAUUUCGAUUCGCAAACUGGGCGAAUCUAUUGGUCAGAUGUAACUCAGGAUAAAGUUUGGAGUGCUUUUCAAAAUGGAACCGAUCAAAAAGUUAUAUUUGACAGUGGCGUGACGAUUACAGAAAACAUCGCCGUGGACUGGAUCGGCCGCAACCUGUACUGGGCGGACCACAUUCUCCAAACCAUCGAGGUUUCCCAAUUGAAUGGCAGCCACAGGACUGUCCUCCUCAGCGACAACAUAACAAACCCCAGAGGCUUGGUCGUGGAUCCCAGGGAUGAUAUCCAUCUAAUGUUCUGGACGGACUGGGGAAGGAAUCCACGUGUAGAAAGAGCCAGCAUGGAUGGAGCAUUGCGAACUGUUCUCAUAAAUACCAAGCUCUACUGGCCAAAUGGCUUGUGCAUUGAUUAUCCAACCAAACUGCUUUACUUUGCUGAUGCCUACCUGGAUUACAUUGAAUACUGUGACUACAAUGGGAAGAACAGGAGACAGGUUUUGGCCAGUGACUUAAUAUUGAGACACCCACACGCCAUAACCAUAUUUGAAGAUUUUGUGUACUGGACUGAUCGUCAUUCGAACCGUGUUGUUCGAGUGAACAAAUGGAACGGAAAGAAUCAGAGUGUGAUGAUCAGCAACGUCAUUGAACCACUCGGAAUUACUGCCGUUCAUUCCGUGAGGCAGCCGCCCGCUGGGAACCCAUGCGCAUCCAAGUCCUGCAGCCACCUUUGCCUGCUGUCGGCCUCAGCACCCAGAUUCUACUCGUGCGUCUGCCCCUCUGGCUGGAAACUGAUGGAAGAUUUGGAGCACUGCAUAAAAGAUGACGACCCCUUCCUAAUUGUGGUGAGAAAUAACGUCAUCUUUGGCAUCUCCCUCAACCCCGAGGACAAGUCCAGCGAUGCCAUGGUCCCCAUAGCCGGAGUCCAGAACGGUUUCGAUGUGGACUUUGACGAAGAUGGCAUGAUAUAUUGGGUGGAACAUCCGGGAGAUAUCCACCGUGUGGGGGCAGACGGGACCAACCGCACAGUCUUUGCUCCAGCUUCCACCAUCGGCUCCCCCAUGGGGCUGGCUUUCGACUGGAUCUCCAUGAAUCUUUACUGCACCAACUUUGACCAACAGUCCAUCGAGGUGAUAAAGGUGAAAGGUGAUGUGCAGUACAGGAGGACAAUACUGACUAACACUGGCCAAAGGACAAGUGUCGGGGCCCCGAUCGGGAUCGUGGUGAAUCCAGCGAAAGGGAAGUUAUACUGGACUGACCAAGGGACGGAAAGUGGGAUCCCUGCAAAGAUUGCCAGUGCCAACAUGGAUGGAACCAAUGCCAGAGUCCUCUUCACCAAUAACCUGGAUCACGUUGAGUUUAUCACCAUUGACAUCAAGGAACGGAAGUUGUAUUGGUCCAUUUCCAGCAACGGUGUAAUCGAACGGGGUGAUCUCAGUGGUUUGAACCGAGUGACGAUUGUCAGUCACCUUGCUCAUCCUUGGGGGAUAGCCAUAUACCAGGGCUUCCUUUACUACACGGAUAAUGAUUACGAAGUCAUUGAGCGCGUGGACAAGGCCACUGGGGAAAAUGCGGUGAUGCUGAGGAAUAAUCUUGCGGGACUGAUGUCCCUCAGAGUUAACUUCCGGGACAAGUCCGCGGGUUCCUCCAAUGGCUGCAGUAACAACAUCGGGCUGUGUGAGCAGCUCUGCCUGCCCCGGCCAGCUGGAGCCCACAAGUGUGCCUGUACAACUGGCUUCCGCAUGAACCCAGACAACCACUCCUGCUCGGCCAUCAACUCUUUUGUGGUCGUGUCGCAGCUGAAUGUUAUCCGGGGAUUCAACCUGAACCCAGGGGACCAUUCCGAAGCUAUGGUCCCGGUGGGCGGUGAGGGCCGCUUUGCCCUGCAUGUGGAUGUGCAUGUAUCUGCAGGGUUCAUAUACUGGUGUGACUACAGUACUGUACCACAGCGGAACGCUAUUCGCAGAAUUAAACCUGAUGGAUCUUCCUUCAACACCAUUGUCUCUUCAGGAAUUGGUCAGAAUGGGAUCCGGGGCAUAGCACUGGACUGGGUGGCAGGCAACCUGUAUUUCACCAAUGCUUUCCUCACGGAAACCUACAUAGAGGUCGUCAGCCUGAACACCAGCUUUCGCAGGGUCCUCAUCAAGACCCGAGUGGACCGGCCAAGGCACAUUGUGGUCAACCCGAAACUCCGAUACAUCUUCUGGGCCGACUACGGGCAGCGCCCCAAAAUUGAGCGAGCCUUCCUGGACGGCUCCAACAGGUCGGUGUUGUUGGACGAUGGUAUCGUCAUGCCCCGCGGCCUAACGGUGGACUAUACCAACGACUACAUCUACUGGAUCGACGACUCCCUGGACCUGAUCGCCAGGGUCUCUCCGGACGGCAAAGAGCACCAGAUUAUCCGCUACGGGAGCCGUUACCCAACCCCGCUGGGCAUCUGCAUCUUUGAAAACACCAUGAUCUGGGUGGACAGAAACCUGAAGAAGGUCCUACGGGCCAGCAAGGAGCCCGGCAACGUGGAUCCGCCGACGGUGAUCCGGGACAACCUGAACCUGCUGAGGGACGCGGUCAUAUUUGACCGGAGGGCUCAACCGACGUCGCCCCAAGCGCUCAACGGCAACCCUUGCUUGGAGAACCAAGGAGGCUGUGCCCAAUUCUGCUUCGCGCUGCCGGGGGUACAGGCGGCGAGGUGCGGCUGUGCCCACGGCCGACUGGAGGCCAACGGCUGGCAGUGCUCGGUCAGCACCGGCAGCUACCUCAUCUUCGCCACCGAGUCCUCCGUCCGCAGCCUUCACCUGGACAUCAGUGACCACAGGGCGCCCUUCCCCACCAUCAAAGUGGACCCGACGGCCGUGGCGUUGGACUACGACAGCAGCGAUAGACGUAUCUACUUCACUCAGAGCCUCGGCCGUGGGCUCAGCAGAAUCAGCUAUAUCAGUCUGGAAGCAAGCACUGCCUCACCUGUGCAGGUGAUAACAGGGCUGACUUCUCCUGAUGGGAUUGCCUUUGACUGGAUUAACAGGAGGCUUUACUACAGUGACUACCUGAACCAGACCAUCAACUCGGUCAGUAUCAAUGGCAGUGACCGUACGGUCAUUGCCAACGUGGCCCGGCCCAGAGCGAUCGUGCUGGACCCAUGCAGAGGGUAUAUGUUUUGGACCGAUUGGGGAACCAGUCCUAAAAUAGAACGAGCAACGCUCGGCGGAAGCUUUCGUUUGGCCAUCAUAAACAGCAGCCUGGUCUGGCCGAAUGGACUGACAAUGGACUAUGACAACCAGAAGCUCUACUGGGCCGAUGCCUCUCUACGUAAGAUUGAGCGGAGUAGUCUGACGGGUGCAGACCGUGAGGUGAUUGUCAGCACUGCAAUUUACCCGUUUGCAGUCAGCAUCUACGAAGAAUAUCUCUACUGGACAGACUGGAACACACGAAGCAUCUACCGGGUCAACAAGUACGAUGGGUCUGACCAGGCUGUGAUGCUUCAAAACCUUCCCGAUCGCCCGAUGGACAUCCAUGUCAUGUCAGAUGCAAAGCAACAGCAGUGCAGUAAUCCCUGUGAUCAGUUCAAUGGGGGCUGCAGCCACAUCUGCUCCAUAGGGCCCCAUGGUCCAGAGUGCCAGUGCCCUGCCCAUGGUAUCUGGCGCCUGGUCAACAACAACAAAGACUGCAUCUCCGCCGACACUGCUGUCUGUGGCACCGGCUACUUCACCUGCUUGAACGGCCACUGUAUCCUGGAGAGGUGGAAAUGUGACACUGACAACGACUGCGGAGAUCGGAGCGAUGAGUUAGAAAGGCUGUGCGCUUUCCACACCUGUGCAGCCACCGCCUUCACCUGCAACAAUGGCAAGUGUACGGAGUACAGGUAUCGCUGCGACCAUUACAACGACUGUGGGGACAACAGUGAUGAGGCGGGAUGCUUGUUCCCCACCUGCGACCCCACCUCCGACUUCUCCUGUGACAACGGACGCUGCAUUAAAUUGAGCGCUGUCUGCAACGGAGUCAACGACUGCCACGAUAAUAGCACCUCGGACGAGAGGGACUGCCCUCCACGGACCUGUCAGCCCGGGCAUGCCAAAUGUGAAACGACAAACAUCUGUAUCCCGCGCACCUACCUCUGUGACGGAGAUAACGACUGUGGUGAUCUCAGCGAUGAGAGUCCCACACACUGUGUGGGUGGAACGUGUGCUGUGAGCGAGUUCCGGUGUACGUCUGGCCGCUGUAUUCCGAGCCACUGGUACUGUGACAGCGGCUUGGACUGUGCAGAUGGAUCUGAUGAGCCGCCUACCUGCAUUCCUGCGCAGAUGGUGUGUUCAGACCAACAGUUUAAGUGUGAAGAUGGCAGAUGCAUCCCUUCCAUGUGGGUCUGUGACGGUGAUAAUGACUGUGGGGACAUGAGUGAUGAGGAUCAGAGACAUAACUGUGCCAAUCGUAACUGUUCGGACACAGACUUUACCUGUGUGAACAGUCAGCCUCCACAAAGAAGGUGCAUUCCUUCGGCAUGGGUCUGUGAUGGGGAUUCUGACUGUCCUGACGCUUUAGAUGAGAGUCAGAACUGUACAGGGACAUCGUGCCCUGGGGAGGAGUUUGCAUGUGACAACGGCUUGUGUGUGAGGGGUUCAUACAGGUGCGACCGUAGGAAUGACUGUGGCGAUGCUAGCGAUGAGCGAGCGUGUGCCUACCCAUCUUGCACCCAGCACCAGUUCACCUGCCAGAACGGCCGCUGCAUUUCCCAGCUGUGGCUCUGCGACGGCGACAAUGACUGCGGAGAUAGGUCAGAUGAGAUGGAGCAUCUGUGCUUCACCUCUCAGCCUACCUGCCCUCCACAGCACUUCCGCUGCAACAACGGAGCUUGUAUUGAAACCGCCAAGGUGUGCAACCAAGAGGACGACUGUUCGGACAACAGCGACGAGAGGACCUGUGGCGUUGAUGAGUGCAGUAAUCUGGAGCUGAAUCGUUGCACCCACAUCUGCACCAACACGCUGGUGGGCUUCCUCUGCUCCUGCCCACCCGGGUACCGACUGCUGCAGGACGGGCAGGCUUGUGAAGACGUUGAUGAAUGCAACGAGACCCCGGGCGUCUGUAGCCAGAUCUGUGAGAACACGGAGGGCUCGUACAUCUGUAAAUGUGCCCCGGGACACCUGCGGGAACCCGACGGCAGGACUUGCCGCCAGAACAGCAACAUCACCCCUUACCUCCUCUUCAGCAACCGCUACUACAUACGCAACUUCUCUAUGGAUGGAAACUCCUACACUCUUGUUCAACAAGGGCUGCUCAAUGUUGGCGCUCUGGACUUUGACCGGGUGGAACAAAGGUUGUACUGGUUCGAUAUGGGGCGAAGAGUUAUGGAGCGAAUGUUUCUGAAUGAAACCAUGAAGGAGACAGUCAUUAGCCAUGACCUAUUCGGGGCAGAGGGUCUGGCUGUUGAUUGGAUUGGCAGGAAACUAUACUGGGCUGAUAAUUUUAAAAACUGCCUUAACGUUGCUGAGCUCGACGGGCGAUUUAUGAAGAAGCUGGCUACACCCUGUCUGGAGAUGAACAGCACCUACUGCUUUGAGAAUCCUCGUGCCGUGGCCCUUUAUCCAAAAUACGGAUAUGUUUUCUGGAGUGACUGGGGUGAUCAAGCCUACAUUGGCCGCAUGGGGAUGGAUGGUGGAAACGCAUCGGCCAUUAUUACCUCCAAGUUGGAGUGGCCCAAUGGUAUAACCAUCGACUACACCAACGACAACCUCUACUGGACCGACGCUCACCUAAAUUACAUCGAAUUUGCCAAUUUGGACGGGAGCCACCGGCACACGGUAUUUGACGGGACCCUGAGCCAUCCCUUUGCUAUUAGCCUGUUUGAGGAUACAAUAUAUUGGACUGACUGGAAUACCAAAUCAGUGGAAAAAGCCAACAAGUACACCGGGGAAGGCCGAGUCCUUUUGGUAAACACCACCCACACACCCACUGAUAUCCUUGUGUACCAUCCGUACAGACAACCCAUUGCAAUCAACCCAUGCGGCUCCAAUAAUGGCGGCUGCUCACACCUGUGUCUGAUCGCCAGUGGAGGUGAGAACUACACGUGUGCAUGCCCAGACAACUUUGCAAGACAGCUGGGCAGCACCACUCACUGUGUCCCCAUGUGUACAAGUACCCAGUACAGAUGUCGAAACAAUGAAAGGUGUAUUCCGAUCUGGUGGAAGUGCGAUGGGCAGAAGGAUUGCCGCGAUGGCUCAGAUGAGCCCAGCACCUGCCCACCCCACUACUGCAGACUGGGACAAUUUCAGUGUAACGAUGGGAACUGUACCAGUCCCAGCCUCUUGUGCAAUGGCUAUCAGGAUUGCGCUGAUGAUUCCGAUGAAGACGCGGCACUUUGUCUGAGUCACCAAUGUGAGAGCUACCAGUGGCAGUGCACUAACAAGCGAUGUAUCCCCGAGGCCUGGCAGUGUGAUGGUGAGAACGACUGCACUGACAACUCCGAUGAAGAUGCUGCUUCCUGUGCCACCCGAACCUGCAACCCUGGCCAGUUUAAAUGCAGCAACGGCCACUGCAUCCCUCUGUCCUGGAAAUGCGAUGUGGACGAUGAUUGUGGGGAUUACUCCGACGAGCCCUACGAGGAAUGCCAUGGACCUGACUAUUCCUGUGAUAGUCACACUGAGUUCUCCUGUCGAACAAACUACCGAUGCAUUCCUACCUGGGCCGUAUGCAACGGUAACAAUGAUUGCCGAGACAACACCGACGAGCAAAACUGUGAGGACCGUACCUGUAACCCUACCGGGGACUUCCGCUGUGAUGACCAUCGCUGUAUCCCGCUGCGCUGGAGGUGCGACGGCGACAACGACUGCAGCGAUGACUCUGAUGAGCGGGACUGCUCUCCCCGCGAGUGCAGUGAGAGUGAGUUCCGGUGUGACAACAUGCGCUGUGUGCCCGGCCACUGGGUGUGUGACCACUACAACGACUGCGAGGAUAAUUCAGACGAACGCGACUGUGAGCUGCUAACGUGCCUUCCAGGAUAUUUUGAGUGCUCCAGUGGUCAUUGCAUCCCCGAGAGUUUCCUGUGCGAUGGAAGCGCUGAGUGUGCGGAUUUCUCCGAUGAAGUCGCCUGUCCGACGCGUUACCCCAAUGGAAGAUAUUGUGCACCCUUCCUGUUCGAGUGCCUGAAUCAUGUCUGCAUCCAGCCCUACUGGAAGUGUGACGGAGACAACGACUGCGGAGACGGGUCUGAUGAAUUGCUCCACCAUUGCCUGGAUAUCCCUUGCGAGCCUCCCUCCCGUUUCCGCUGUGCCAAUAACCGCUGCCUCUACAUACACGAGGUGUGCAAUCAACUAGAUGACUGCGGAGAUGGAAGUGACGAGAACCAAGAAAGCUGUAAGGAACCUACCCUUCCCCCCUGCACGACUGAGGAUUACAAGUGCGGUGAUGGCAAAUGCAUCCCCAUAGUCCACGUGUGUGAUAACUACGCUCACUGUGACGACCAGUCUGACGAGCUGGGUUGCGACCAUAAUGUUGAACGGACCUGUGCACAAAAGCUGUGUGAACACGAAUGUACUGAUCUAACAGGUGGAGGCUUCAUCUGCUCCUGUCGGCUGGGAUACACGGUGAACGAGGCUGAUGCAAAUGCUUGUGAUGAUAUCAAUGAGUGUGAAAAAUUUGGCAUCUGCCCUCACAGUUGUAAAAAUGGCAAAGGAACCUAUGAGUGUUUCUGCGCAGAGGGGUUUCAACCUGUUCAGGAGGAGCAGGGGAUUCUCUGUGCUGCCAAAGGAGGGCCUCCUCUCCUGCUGUUGCCAGACCGUGUACGGAUCCGCCGGUAUAGCACCUCGCAGGAACAGUACACCGACUACAUUGAUCUCGAGGAGAACAUCAAAGCCAUUGACUACAUUUGGGAUUCAGAAGAUCCAGAUCUCAGUUUAGUGUACUGGACCGCGCUGGGACACGGUUCACAGGCGGGCUCCAUCAAACGGGCAUAUCUCACCAGGUUUGAUGACAAAGGAAGCAAUCCCACCGUGGCAGUGAACUUAAACCUGAAAUACAUAACCACACCUGACGGCAUUGCAGUGGACUGGGUUGGAAAACACAUCUACUGGACGGACUCCAGCACCAACAGAAUCGAGGUGGCAGAACUGGACGGGAGGUACAGGAAAUGGCUGGUCUCCUCUCAGCUGCAACAGCCCGCUGCUAUUUCUGUCAAUCCAAAACUCGGGCUGUUCUACUGGACGGACUGGGGCAGUGAGCCCAAGAUAGAGAGUGCCUGGAUGGACGGGGACCAGCGGCAGGUGUUGGCCACCAGAGACCUGGGCUGUCCAACAGGGCUCACCAUAGACUACCUGAAUGGUGACCGCAUCUACUGGUCCGACUCCAAGGAGAACCUCAUCGAGUCCAUGAAGCCUGAUGGGUCUCACAGAAUCGUGAUCAUCAAUGGAGACCUCGGUAACCCGUUUAGCUUGGAUCUGUUUGAGAAUCACUUGUAUUGGACAUCGAAAGAGAACGGAGAAGUAUGGAAACAAGAUAAAUUUGGAAAUGGACACAAGAUUAAGAUACUGACUGUAAACCCGUGGCUAACUCAGGCCAGAAUUUAUCAGGAGAAUCGUUACGAUCACUCAGUGCCGAACCGCUGCAAGGUUUCCUGCAGCCACCUGUGUUUACUGAGACCGGGUGGUUACACCUGUGCCUGUCCACAGGGAACUCACUUCCUCGAUGACAGUAACUCUGAAUGCGAUGCAGCCAUUGAGUCAAAACAAACCAUGCCACCCGCUUGCAAGUGUAGGAAUGAAGGGGUGUGUCGUUUUGAAGGAAAUACGACAAAGUGCACUUGUCCUCAUGGAUACACGGGGAGGUAUUGUCAAAUAGCAAAAUCCCAGGGAUCGCGACAUUCUGCAGCAACAGCCGUGUUAUUAGCCAUUAUAAUCAUCCUGAUUCUGGGCUCUCUGACCGCUGCGGGAGCAUUCAUCAACUACAAGCGCACUGGCUCACUUCUACCUCCUUUCCCCAAGCUCUCAAGCUUCAGCAGUUUUGCCAAGCCCAAUGGAAAUGGCGUGACGUUCCGAUCGGGGAUGGAUACUGGGGCAGAAUGUGGUGCGUCUACCAUUGACAUUGACUCUGCCAUUGACGGAGCCAUGCAGAUGGAUGACAACUUUGUAGCCGAGGGACUAAAGCAACCGGUCACCUUUGAAAAUCCCAUGUUUGGGUCAAAGGCCAUUGAUUCCAGCGAGACUCCUACAGUUGAACAAUCAACGGUUACGGUCACAGUUGGCAGUGACUCAAAUGGCAGCAGAUGUGACAAUCCUAUCUACACCUCCAUGCCUCCAUUUGUGAACAAACCUCCUUCAAUUAAAUCACCAACACAGGAAUCAAAAUGGAGUUUUUUCAAAUGGAAGCCCAAACCCAGCACAAAUUUUGAAAACCCUGUGUAUGCGGAGAGCCACAAGCAGGAGCAGACAAGCGAUCCGCUGGGCGAAUCCUCUCUCACCUCACACACGUUUGAAACGCCUUCAAGUCAGUCACCCUCAAAAAAAGAUGAGCCUCUAACAUACAGCCCAACUGAGAGUACAUUCAAGGAUACAGCAGCCCUCGUCAAAGAGGAUUUAGAGGCAUAGUUCGGGACGUCACUGAAGACAAAAGAGACCGCCUUUCCUGUGAUACAUUAUAUUUUUGAUACACAGUCAGAAUAUUUGGAUAUGUCAGUAACACCUAGGCAAAAGGAACCUACCAAGUGAUUAGCAUGAGCCUGUACCGCCUAUAGGAAGUCUAUCUGUCUCUUUCCCUUCAGUAAUGUCACAUGCCCAACUUUUAUCAUUUUGGUUUUUGUGUCGAUGAAGACUUUUAAUCCAGAGGCUCUUUAUGUAUUUCGCUGCACUAGACGUGUAAAAGUAUGAGAUAUGUAAUGUUAUAAAUAUGUGUAUAUUUGUAAAUUUUUAAGAGAUUAUGUCGAUCAUUUUGCCCUGGAUAAGGCUGACAUAUUGAAGGUAGGAAUUUGUGGAAAUCUGAAGACUGAAUUGACACCAAUGAUUUCAGUUGUGGACAGUAAAAUUCUAAAUGUGAAAACUGCUGACCUUCCCUGUGAAGGAAUUGGAUAAAAGCCAAUGUGGCAUCUAAAGUAUGAACACUGGAAUUAUUUUUAAAAUAUGAAACACAGUGAAACCUGUAUUAACACCCUCUUAUAGCAAGCAGCUGAUUAUAGAGAGAUGUGAUCUAGAUUCACUCUCUUCCACAUACUCAACGCACAAAGGAGUAGAAUAAAAGCUGGAUCAAUAUUUUCAGAUGCUGAAAAACAGAUUAUCUGAUGCUGAUACUUCCCUAAAUUAAACCUAUUGAAGGUAUACAACUUCUUAUGUCUUUAUUAGAUAUAACCUAGCAGGCUGUUGAGGUAUGGGAUGUAAGGCUUAAAAGUUUCAGGGAAAGUAAUUGAGGGAAUUAGGGAGAUUUCAUAAAUUCGAGAGGCAGAAUUUGGCCAUUCGGCCCAUCGAGUCUACUCCACCAUUCCAUCUAUCAUUCCUUAACAACCCCAUUCUCCUGCCUUCUCCCCAUAGCCCCGACACCCGUACUAAUCUGCAGAGACUGGGUAUGGGUGGCGUUCUGAGAAAAGUCUGCUGCAGUACAGAAGCCAAAGAAUAUAAACUCUUCUCAUCCACGAGAACAUCACGGCAGUUGUUUCUUGUCUGUUUUUUACUGUACAUAGUUGAUGCAGAAUUGCAUCUCUAAAAAAUUCUCCCAUUGAGGUCACCAUUCCAAAGUGCAACUUAGUUCACUAAAUAAUAAAUGAAACAUAUAAAUUAAGAACAGAAAUAGAUUACCCUGCUCUAUAAUGAAAACAUUGCUGACCAGUUUGUUUGUAACCUCCUUGGCACCAUCUUUAGACUUUAGAGGUACAGCGCGUAGACAGGCCCUUCGGCCCACUAAGUCUGUGCUAACUAGUGUACCAGCACUAUCUUACAUACUCGGGACAGUUUUAUAACUUACCAAAGCCAAUGAACCUACAACCCUGUACAUCUCUGGAGUGUGGGAGGAAACCGGAGAAAACCCACGUGGUCACAGGGAGAACGUACAAACUCCACACUGACAACACCAAUAGUCAGGAUUGAACCUGUGUCUCUGGUGCAGUAAGGCAGCAACUCUAGUACUGCACCAUCAUGCACAAAACUCAUUUAAAAAAAAAUACGCUCGUAAGAAAAUUCUCCCAUU
Messenger RNA from Amblyraja radiata (thorny skate), 15527 nucleotides. It is a transcript of the gene lrp2a, whose product is annotated as low density lipoprotein receptor-related protein 2a. The transcript has 78 exons. The record is from RefSeq and is a predicted model, not a curated record. Gene Ontology annotation, molecular function: hormone binding; calcium ion binding; protein binding. Gene Ontology annotation, biological process: receptor-mediated endocytosis. Lineage: Eukaryota; Metazoa; Chordata; Chondrichthyes; Rajiformes; Rajidae. Gene Ontology annotation, cellular component: plasma membrane; apical plasma membrane; signaling receptor complex. Bases 92 to 13942 code for a protein of 4616 amino acids.